Molecule: messenger RNA, 1650 nt
Organism: Andrographis paniculata
Lineage: Eukaryota; Viridiplantae; Streptophyta; Magnoliopsida; Lamiales; Acanthaceae
Product: L-ascorbate oxidase homolog
Exons: 2
Coding region: 1-1650 (549 amino acids)
Molecular function (GO): copper ion binding; oxidoreductase activity
Source: RefSeq, a predicted model, not a curated record
AUGGCCCCCCUCCACCUCCUCCUCCGCCUCCUCGCCGUCACCGCCGUCGCCCUAGCCGAGGACCCCUACAUCUUCGACACGUGGAACGUCAACUACGCCUCCCUCUCCCCCCUCGGCGCCCCCCAACAGGUCAUCACCAUCAACGGCAAGUUCCCCGGCCCCCGCAUUAAUUGCACCUCCAACAACAACAUCGUCAUCAACGUCUUCAACAACCUCGACGAGCCCCUCCUCUUCACCUGGAACGGCAUCCAACAACGUAAGAACUCCUGGCAGGAAGGCCUCCCCGGCACCACCUGCCCCAUCCCCCCCGGCACCAACUACACCUACAAAUUCCAGGUCAAGGACCAGAUCGGCUCCUACUUCUACUACCCCACCACCGCCCUCCACCGCGCCGCCGGCGGCUACGGCCCCCUCGACGUCCACAGCCGCGCCCUCAUCCCCGUCCCCUUCGACUGGCCGGAGGCCGAGUACAAUGUCCUCGCCGGCGACUGGUACCCUAAAGGACACGUGUCACUUAAGAAGCUUCUAGACACCGGCCGGAGCCUCGGCCGGCCGGAAGGUGUCGUCAUCAACGGGAAGGGCGGCGGCGGCAAUGGCAGCAACGAGCCGAUGUUCUUUAUGGCCUCCGGGAAGACCUACCGUUACCGUUUCUGUAACGUCGGGAUGAAGAACUCCAUUAAUGUCAGAAUCCAAGGUCACACGAUGAAGCUCGUGGAACUCGAGGGAUCUCAUACUGUUCAGAAUGUCUACGAUUCGCUCGACAUUCAUUUAGGACAGUGCUAUUCUGUUCUUGUAACGGCUAAUCAGACCCCCAAGGAUUACUUCCUCGUCGCGUCGACGAGGUUCACGAAGGAGCCGUUGAGCACCACCGCGAUUAUCCGUUACAACGGGAGUAACAUUCCGGCGGCGGCGGAGAUCCCUAAGCCGCCGGAGGGGUGGCUCUGGUCGCUCAGCCAGUUCCGGUCGUUCAGAUGGAAUUUGACGGCGAGCGCCGCUAGACCUAAUCCGCAGGGCUCUUACCACUACGGGAAAAUCAAUAUUACAAGGACGAUUAGGAUCGUGAACUCCGCCAGCACCGUUGAUGGGAAGCUUAGGUACGCCAUUAAUGGCGUCUCCCAUACCAAUCCCGACACGCCGCUGAAACUGGCGGAGUAUUUCGGCGUCGCCGACAAGUUGUUUAAAUACGACACGAUUAAGGAUGAGCCGACGCCGGAAUCUGAGAACGUCAUCACCCUCGCCCCCAAUGUCAUGAACGCUACAUUCAGGAAUUUCGUCGAAAUUAUCUUCGAGAAUCACGAGAAGAGCAUCCAGUCAUGGCAUCUUUCCGGCUACUCCUUCUUCCCCGUCGCGAUCGAGCCGGGGAGGUGGGCGCCGGAGAAGAGGAAGAACUACAACCUAAUCGACGCGGUGAGCCGACACACGAUCCAGGUGUACCCCGGGUGCUGGGCAGCCAUUAUGACAACCUUGGACAACGCCGGAAUGUGGAAUCUGAGGUCGAUGACGCUGGAGAGGCAGUACUUAGGACAGCAGCUUUACAUCAGCGUGCUGUCGCCGGAAAAGUCUCUGCGUGACGAGUACGCGCUGCCGCCGGGACAGCUGCUCUGCGGAAUCGUCAAGAACAUGCCCAUCCCCGCCGACGUCUACCACUGA